CACAGGUCAAGGGCUCCAGCAGCCCAAUUGUGAUCCUUCAUGAUGUGCCCAAACAGCCUGAAUCACAGCCCUCUGUCAGAUACAAACCAAAGACCACCAGAAUCAUUACCAGGGACCUGAUCCGGGACCUCAUGAAGCCCUGAAAAAGGCCCAGAUCGAGGAGCAGAAAAAGGCAGAACUGGAGGACAAGAGGGACCUUUGGAGAGAUGUAGAAGAGGAGCUGCAGCAGGAGGAGCAGAAGCUGCUGCAGCGAGCGACGAGGAUGAGGCUGGAGCAGGAAGAAGACAUGCGGGAACUGAACGCGCUGUUCCUCAAUGCCAAGUGCAACAUGAUCCGAGACAAGCAAGUCCUAGAGAAGCGGAUGAUCCACAAGGAACUGGUGGAGGAGGAGAAGCGCCUGGACAAGAUGAUGGAAGUGGAGCGGGAGAAGGGCAUGGAGGUCCAGGAGGAGCUGGAGCGCCAGAGGAAGCAGGAGCUGAUGAGAGCUCGGCAGGGCAUUGUGAAACAGAUGGAGCAGAAUGCAGAGGAGCGGGCGCUGAGGGCUGAGGAGCUGUACCAGGAGGGCCAGAGGCAGCUGGAGCGACUGGAGCAGAUGAAGAGGGAGGAUCGGAAGGCCUGGGAGCAGAAACAGGAGCGACUAAAGCAAAUCCAUGCUGAUAUUAAACGUUUCAAUGUGGAAAGCCAGAGGCUGAAGGAUCAACAGCGGGAGCAGGAGAGGCUGGAGGAUGAGCGGGUGCUGGAGCAGCAGCGGCAGAAGGCUGAGCGCGAGGCUGCCUUGGAGGCGGAGCGGCAACAACUGCGCCUGGAGAAGGAGAAGGAGCUGGCCUGGCUCAGAGCCACACAGGAGCAGGCCCAAGACUGGCAGGCAGAGCAGGAUGCUUUGAGGGCCAAGAGGAACCAAGAGGUUGCAGACCGGGAAUGGCGGCGGCAGGAGCUGGAGAAGGCGCGGAAGAAGGCUGAGCUGGAGCAGCAGCUGAAGCAGGACCGGCUGGAGCAGGUGGCCCAGAAGGAGCAGUACCUGGCCAUGCAGGUGCAGCAAGACCGCCAGGAAUUCCAGAGGGUGCUCAGGGCCCAUCAGGAGCAGCUGGAGCGGGAGAAGCUGGAGCAGGAGCAGAGGGAGCUCCGGCAGCGCGCCCAUGCCGAAGAUCUCCGGCGGCAGAUCCAGGAGCUGCAGCAGCGGCGGCAGAGGGAGCGGGCGGCCGUCAUUGAGGAGGGCCAGCAGCAGCAGCAGGAGGUCCGGCAGCGCAGCCAGCGCCUCACCCAGUUCAGGCAGCAGAAGCUGCAGGAGUUCAGCAGAGCCACUGGAAUGCCUGAAAAGUACUGUGCCCAGGUGGAGCGCAAAGCCCAGAGCCAAGCCAGCAGAGCCCCCUCCUAGGCCUAGCCCCACCAGGAUCCAGUUCCAAUUCCCCAAGGAUUUGGGGUUCCAUUUGCAUUGACUAAAUUUUCCAAUAAACUAUGUUUCUGAGAA
Molecule: messenger RNA, 1468 nt
Organism: Haemorhous mexicanus (house finch)
Lineage: Eukaryota; Metazoa; Chordata; Aves; Passeriformes; Fringillidae
Gene: CFAP45
Product: cilia and flagella associated protein 45
Exons: 9
Coding region: 263-1375 (370 amino acids)
Source: RefSeq, a predicted model, not a curated record